UAACAGUGGUCAGACCCGCCGAGUUUCUUCCCGUGCUACCACUGCACACCUUUAACAACCAAAAUGAAGUUAUUUCUGGGAGUUACCGUCACACUGAGUGUCCUUGUGGUUCUCGUCGCCGCUGCACCCAAGGCAGAAACUAGUGCGGCAGCAGAUCAAGCAAAACAAGUACAAGACACAGAAAACCAGAAGGACGGAGACUCUGCAGUUGACAUAAAGCCUGCCCCGCCAACAGUGAAUUCUAAAGAUGAAAUUGAUAAAGCAACAAUUGAUAAAAAGACACCUGCAGUUCCUCUUAAAGCAGGCAUUGCUCUGCCGAUCAAAGCCAAAAUCGCCAAAAAAUCUCAACAUGGUAAAGCUAAAUCGAAGUCUAAAUCUCCGGAAACAAAGGAAGCGACAGCACCUGUGGAAGUAAAAACAUCUGCCAAAAUAGAAGCAGAGCCCGAACAGACACUAUCGGCUACAGAUGAUGAAAUGCCUGUUACAUCAGAGACAGGACCAGAACCAGCAACACCUGUGAAUGUCAAAACGACUAUACAGUUUUUACCAGCCACAGUCAAACUAACAGCUGAUGCAGAGAUGAAUCAACAGAGAGAAGCAGAAACGUCUGCACCAGUAGCGCAAGCAGAAAAGUCAACACCUGCUACGAUAGAUAUGACUCCAGAAGCAGAAAUUGUUGAAAAAGCAGUUGAUCCAAAACCUGUAGCAUCUGCAAAAACAACUGCAGCACCAGUAGGAGGGAAAACAACUCUUAAACAACCUGGAAAGAAAACUACAUCAAAGGAACCUGCUCAAGAUAAACCAUCCCCUCAACCUACUGAAAAUGAACCCAUUGCUAAACAACUUGCUGAUGUUAAACCAACUUCUAAGCAGCCUGCCAAAGGAAAACCAACUAAACAACCUGUUGAAGAUAAAACUCCCAAACAACCUGCCAAAGGAAAACCAACUCCCAAACAACCUGCUGAAGAUAAAACUCCCAAACAACCUACAGAAGAUAAGACUCCCAAACAACCUGCUGAAGAUAAAACUCCCACACAGCCUGCCAAAGGAAAACCAACUCCUAAACAACCUGUUGAAGAUAAAACUCCCAAACAACCUGUUGAAGAUAAAACUCCCAAACAACCUGCCAAAGGAAAACCAACUCCUAAACAACCUGCUGAAGAUAAAACUCCCAAACAGCCUGUCAAAGGAAAACCAACUCCCAAACAGCCUAUUGCGGAUAAGAAUCCUAAACCUACCAAUGUCAAACCAACUCCCGAACAGCCUGCCAAAGGAAAACCAACUCCCAAACAACCUGUCGAAGAUAUAAAUCCCAAACUACCUGUUGACGAUAAAACCCCUAAAGAACCUGCCAAUGCCAAACCAACUCCCAAGCAACCUGCGAAGGCUGACCCAGCUCUAAAACAACCUGUCAAAGGAGAAGGGACCACUAAGCCAUCUAAUACGAAGCCGACUCCUCGACCCGCAGAGAAGAAACCGGUGCCCCCGCUUGCAGUGGUUCAGACCCCAAAGCAAGAGAAGGACCAUAAAAAACACCCUGUGGGGAAACAGCCUGUUGCGCAUCCUAAGGCGAUUGAGGCUGAGAAUGGUCAGGACGUAGAGGAUGUAAGCGACGGCAACGCAAGCAUGAGUCCACACACCAAGGUGGGCGUCGUGUCCGUUGUCAUCAUCGUUUUAGCAAUUACAUCCACUGUGAUCGGGGUGUGGUACCGGAAAAUCAGCCUUAACCAGCAAAGGUACCGAUACCACUCCCUUCUCACCGACAACGACGAGGAGUUCAGCGUGUUCAACAGAACGGCCUACCACUCCGUAGACGCGGGUUCCUACGACUCUUGGAAGGAACACAACUACUGACUUUGAAGAACAGUGCUCCCUUUCACUCUCUCUUCCUCUCCCUCUCUGAUCACCGUGCAUGACCGAUAAAAGAUUGUUGAUUGCCGAUGUGGAAUACAUGCUGUGCUUUUGGGAGAUGUGGAUGAGGGAUCCGCAUCACUGAAGUGGUGGAUAGUGGAUGCCGGAAGGUUGAAAACUUUGUUGCAGUCUUAGUAGAUUAGAUCGUCUUAUAUGCAGUAGAAUAAUGAUGCUCAACCUUUUCUUCCAUGUAACCCUCUAGCAUAUAUAUAUAUAUAUAU
Penaeus vannamei (Pacific white shrimp) is the source of this 2132-nucleotide messenger RNA. The record is from RefSeq and is a predicted model, not a curated record. Lineage: Eukaryota; Metazoa; Arthropoda; Malacostraca; Decapoda; Penaeidae.